AUGUUGGGGCGCGCAGCGCGGCGGCGCUGCCCGCGGGGGCUGCGGCGCGGCCGGGAGGCGCUGCUGGCCGUGCUGGUGUUGCUAGCAUUGGCCGGGCUGGGCUGGAAACUUCGGGAACGACGUGGGCCCACGGCUGGAGCCGGGGCCAGGGACACCCAGCUGAGACCCCAGCGCAUCCCGCGCACGGGGCGGCGCGAACCGGUGCUGCCGCGGCCGCCGGUGCCUGAUGACGCACUGGGCGCGCGGGGCGAGGCGGUGCGGUUGCAGCUGGAGGGCGAAGAGCUGCGGCUGCAGGAGGAGAGCGUGCGGCUGCACCAGAUCAACACCUACCUCAGCGACCGCAUCUCGCUGCACCGCCGCCUGCCYGAGCGCUGGAACCCGCUAUGCAAAGAGAAGACAUAUGAUUAUGAAAACUUGCCCAGGACAUCCGUUGUCAUAGCGUUUUAUAAUGAAGCCUGGUCAACACUCCUUCGGACAGUUUACAGUGUCCUCGAGACAUCCCCGGACAUCCUGCUAGAAGAAGUUAUCCUGGUGGAUGACUACAGCGAUCGAGAGCACCUGAAGGAGCGCUUGGCCCAGGAGCUGUCGGGCCUGCCCAGGGUGCGCCUGAUCCGMGCCACCAAGAGAGAGGGCCUGGUGCGAGCCCGGCUGCUGGGGGCGUCUGUGGCCAAGGGCGAAGUGUUGACCUUCCUGGACUGUCACUGCGAGUGCCACGAGGGGUGGCUGGAGCCACUGCUGCAGAGGAUCCACGAGAAGGAGUCUGCGGUGGUGUGCCCCGUGAUUGACGUGAUCGACUGGAACACCUUCGAGUACUUGGGCAACUCCGGGGAGCCCCAGAUUGGUGGCUUCGACUGGCGGCUGGUGUUCACGUGGCACGUGGUUCCUGAGAGGGAGAGGAGGCAGAUGCAGUCCCCAAUCGAUGUCAUCAGGUCUCCAACGAUGGCUGGUGGGCUGUUUGCAGUGAGUAAGAAAUAUUUUGAAUAUCUGGGGUCUUAUGAUACAGGAAUGGAAGUCUGGGGAGGAGAAAACCUCGAAUUUUCUUUUAGGAUCUGGCAGUGUGGCGGGACUCUGGAAACACACCCGUGCUCCCACGUGGGCCACGUUUUCCCCAAGCAAGCUCCCUACUCCCGCAACAAGGCACUGGCCAACAGCGUCCGCGCAGCCGAAGUGUGGAUGGACGGCUAUAAGGAGCUCUACUACCACCGCAACCCCCGCGCGCGCCUGGAACCCUUUGGUGAUGUGACAGAGAGGAGGCAGCUCCGGGAUAAACUCCGAUGCAAGGAUUUCAAAUGGUUUUUGGAAACGGUGUAUCCAGAACUGCAUGUGCCUGAGGACAGGCCCGGCUUCUUCGGGAUGCUCCAGAACAGAGGAGUGAAAGACUACUGCUUUGACUAUAACCCUCCCGAUGAAAACCAAGUGGCAGGACARCAGGUCAUUCUCUACGUCUGUCACGGCCUGGGCCAGAACCAGUUUUUCGAGUACACAUCCCAGAAGGAGAUCCGCUAUAACACCCACCAGCCAGAGGCCUGCAUCGCCGUGGAGCCGGGGACCGACGUCCUCAUCAUGCACCUCUGCGAGGAUACUGUCCCCGAGAACCAGAAGUUCCUCCUGCGGGAGGAUGGUUCCUUAUUUCACGAACAGUCCCAUAAAUGUGUCCAGGCUGUGAAGAAGGAGGUCGGUAACAGUUUCGUGCCACUCUUACGGGACUGCACCAACUUGGAYGAUCAGAAAUGGUUCUUCAAGGAGCGCAUGUCAUGAAGCGUCACUGUGCCAAGCAGCCUUUGAGGGCCUCUGGACUGUGCCCCACAGAGACUUGUCAGUAUGGUGACCGGAGCCCACCACAAACUCGGCUGCUGUGCUUUUUUUAAGGGAACUUUACCAUUUGUGAACAUGUUGGAUUUAGUAAGAAAUGUGAAUAAACUUUGUACUGAUUUUGAAAACUUUUUAAAAUGUUCCAAAAUACCCAUUUUUCAAGGGUAAUCAU
Messenger RNA from Urocitellus parryii (Arctic ground squirrel), 1984 nucleotides. It is a transcript of the gene Galnt12, whose product is annotated as polypeptide N-acetylgalactosaminyltransferase 12. Gene Ontology annotation, biological process: protein O-linked glycosylation. Gene Ontology annotation, cellular component: Golgi apparatus. Gene Ontology annotation, molecular function: polypeptide N-acetylgalactosaminyltransferase activity. The record is from RefSeq and is a predicted model, not a curated record. NCBI's taxonomy places the organism in Eukaryota, Metazoa, Chordata, Mammalia, Rodentia, Sciuridae.